UGAUGUGAUUACAGAGUCACCCCAGUGACACGUUGCCAAAUUCACCAGAAUGAAGGUCUGAGCCUCCCGGGUGGUGAUCUCUGAAAUUGCUCAGUGAGCACCCCUAAUUACGCUGAUUUAUAGCUGAUAAUCACUCACAAUGGAAACCAAUCAAAAAUCCGGGGAUGGACUGGCGGGCAUGCAGAAAGAGACAGCGCUCAGAUCUCUCAUCCAGCGCACAGGAUAUCAUUUGCUUCAGGAGAAUGGACAGAGGAGGUACGGGGGGCCGCCCCCAGGGUGGGAAGGCCCGCCCCCAGAGAGAGGCAGUGAAAUAUUUGUGGGGAAGCUGCCCAGAGACCUCUUUGAAGAUGAGCUGGUGCCACUCUGCGAGAAAUUCGGCAAAAUCUAUGAGGUACGGAUGAUGAUGGACUUCAACGGAAACAAUCGUGGCUAUGCGUUUGUGACCUUCACCACCAAGCAAGAGGCCAAGAAUGCCAUGAAGCAGCUCAAUAAUUAUGAAAUUAGGAACGGGAGGCUUCUGGGAGUGUGUGCCAGCGUGGACAACUGCCGGCUGUUUGUGGGAGGCAUUCCCAAAACGAAGAAGAGGGAGGAGAUCCUGGCGGAGAUGAAGAAGGUGACGGAUGGAGUGGUGGAAGUCAUCGUCUACCCCAGCGCAGCAGACAAGAGCAAGAACAGAGGCUUCGCCUUCGUGGAGUACGAGAGCCAUCGCGCUGCGGCCAUGGCCAGGAGGAAGCUGCUGCCAGGGAGGAUCCAGCUCUGGGGUCAUGCCAUCGCAGUGGACUGGGCGGAGCCCGAGGUGGAGGUGGAUGAGGACACCAUGGCCACAGUGAAAAUCCUCUAUGUGAGAAAUCUCAUGUUAGCCACCACAGAGGAGACCAUCGAGAAGGAGUUCAACAGCAUCAAACCAGGGGCCGUGGAGAGGGUGAAGAAGAUAAGAGACUACGCCUUCGUCCAUUUCACGCAGAGGGAGGACGCCAUAAACGCCAUGAACGCGCUGAAUGGAAAGAUGGUGGAUGGAUCCCCGAUCGAGGUGACGCUUGCCAAGCCCGUGGAUAAGGACAGCUACGUGCGCUACACCCGGGGAACGGGCGGGCGGGGCGGGGCCCUGCUGCAGGGCGAGUACGCUUACACUCUGGGACAGGUGUACGACCCCUCCGCCGCCUACCUGGGCGCGCCGGUCUUCUACGCCCCCCAGGCGUACACCGCCAUCCCAAAUCAGUUCCGCUUCCCCACCGCCAAGAGCCACGUGGGAACCCGAGGGCUGGUACGCACACCGUCGGUCAGAGAAGUUUACAUGAAUGUACCUGUAGGGGCGGCGGGUGUGCGGGGGCUGGGCGGCCGGGGGUACCUUGCCUACGCAGGUGUGGGCCGCGGCUGUGCGGCCUACCAGCUAAAGACAGACAAACGCCCCGAGGACAAGCUGUACGACCUGCUGCCCGGCAUGGAGCUCACGCCCAUGAACCCGGUGACCCUGAAGCCACAGGGCAUCAAACACGCCCCCCAGAUCCUGGAGGACAUCUGCCAAAAGAAUAACUGGGGACAGCCAGUGUACCAGCUGCACUCUGCCAUUGGGCCGGACCAGAGACAGCUCUUCCUCUACAAAGUCACCAUCCCAGCUCUGGCCACCCAGUACCCUAAUGUGCACCCGUUUACACCGGCCAAGCUGUGCACGGCUGUGGACGAGGCCAAGGUCCAUGCUGCUGAGCACGCCCUGCAGAUCCUGGGCCUGCAGACAGAGGGCGCUGAAGCUUCCGCUGUGGCCGCUGCAGUCGCUGCUGCUUUCCCAGGCUACACGAUAGCUAGCACCUCUGCCACAGUGGCUGCCUCCCAGCUCAAACAGGCCGUGUCCCUCGGGCAAGACCUGGCUGCCUACGCCACCUACGAGGGCUACCCGGCAUUCGCCAUGGCGACGCGCGGGGAUGGAUACGGCGUGUUCUGAGACAAAUACGAGCCGCCAUUCCCGUUCUGAAGGGUGUCCCAUUUUAAUUCAGUAUCUGCUUUAGAUUUCCUUUGAUUUCUGCCAAUUCACGUAGUUCUGUAGUGCUUGUCUCAUUCUUUGUUAAGAGACGGCUUGCUAAUCAGUUGAAAUGGAAGUUUAAUUUGUGUUAUGUUUGAGCCCAUGAGUCAGCCUUUGACAUCUCUCAGGAGCAGAGCAAGAUGUUUACAAAACAACAUGCCUUUUUUCUUUCCAUUUUGGUUUAAAUAUAUUUGUGCUUUGUCUCCUUUUGUUUAAUCUUAAUUGUGAACACAGUAUACAUGGUAAGAAGUUCCAUGAAGAAGACUAACAAUUCCAUGGUCUCCAUCGGGCUAAUUAAAAGGCAGCCUUACCUUGCCCAGACCAAACCCCUUUUAGCCUCACUGGUAAAUUGCAUUAAACAUUUAAAUGAGAGAGAAUAGCCACUGACAAAUCUUAAGAGACAAAAAAUUGUUAGAAACUCAUUAGCAUUUCAUCAGUUGAGAGCCAAGACAUUUCGGUAAUGUUUAAUUUCCUGAAAUGUCUUCUAAGAAACUCUGCCUUUCAUUUAUAAUGUCAAAACAUAGAGUGGGGUUAAGGGAUACCAUUUCAUUCCUUGUCUAUGUGCCUUUUGUUUUGUUUUUUCUCUGUGUGCUGGAAGACAUUAGCAGGGGAUGUCUUUUAAAGCAGAAAUAGUACAGAACAGAAUGACCUUGUUUCAACAAGUUCCUUUUUUAUAUUUCCUCAUUCAAUUUUUCCGAACACAAAACAUUUUUUCUAUUUUACAGAUGUUAAUACUGUGUGUGAAGGGAACUAAAGAAUGAGUCAACUAAAAGAUCGGUGUCUAUAGCAAUGGGGGGGAAAGCUUUUAUUUCCUGGCUCUUUUCUGAUGUUUUGCCUUUGGUUCAUGUUCACAUUCCGUUUGGAUGCCUGUUCAGGAGGGUUUUGUGUACGUCUGGUUGAAAAAAAAACUUCAGGUCUGAACACGUAGCUGGUUGUGAAAUGAAAAUAAAGGCCCAAUGGCUUCACAACUAUAUGAAACAUUGCCUAAGCAGUUACAGUGACAGUAUUAAAAGUGUGUGUAGCACUUAGAACUUAUUUUUGUACCAGAAAUGCAACACUAUUUGUAUAGAGUUCUUUUGUUUUGGAUAUUUGAAUAUUUCAAACGUAUCAUUAUUAGUCGGAAAAAAAACAAACAAUAACUGAAUUACCACUGGGGGAUGAAACUUAGAAAAUUGGAAAUGUAAUAAAAAGUAAAUGCAUCAUUGUGCUGAAAAUUGACUAGAACUGCUUGGGUAAUUGCUGUGUGUCACUUAAUUGCUCUCUGAAAUGUCAAUAAAUGUAUAGUAUGCAAAAA
Molecule: messenger RNA, 3311 nt
Organism: Conger conger (European conger)
Lineage: Eukaryota; Metazoa; Chordata; Actinopteri; Anguilliformes; Congridae
Gene: a1cf
Product: apobec1 complementation factor
Exons: 12
Coding region: 140-1939 (599 amino acids)
Cellular component (GO): nucleus
Molecular function (GO): mRNA binding
Source: RefSeq, a predicted model, not a curated record